AUGCCUGAGGAACUUCAUGAAGUGGCGGGGCAGACACUCUCCAUGCCAUGGCAGUACCCUCCUGAGGGAGGGCCCUAUGAGAGAACUUGGUGUCAGCAGACAUCUCCAAAUGGUACCAGAUUAGUCCUCAGCUCCAAGCCCUGGACAGCAGCUCAGCACUCUUGACACAUGAUCUGGGUCAUGCUGGAUGCUAGCUUCUUCAUCAUCACCAUGAUUCAGCUGAAGGAGGAGGACUUGGGGCCCUAAUGGUGUGGAAACUACAACUCUUCCAGGAACUUGGUCACUAUUCUCAGAAACAUCAGCCUGGUGGUGUCUCCAGAUGAGCUCCUUUCUUGA
Molecule: messenger RNA, 336 nt
Organism: Diceros bicornis minor
Lineage: Eukaryota; Metazoa; Chordata; Mammalia; Perissodactyla; Rhinocerotidae
Gene: TREML4
Product: triggering receptor expressed on myeloid cells like 4
Biological process (GO): positive regulation of toll-like receptor 7 signaling pathway
Cellular component (GO): cell surface
Molecular function (GO): signaling receptor activity
Source: RefSeq, a predicted model, not a curated record